This is a messenger RNA of Onychostoma macrolepis, 1733 nucleotides long. It is a transcript of the gene krt99, whose product is annotated as keratin 99. Lineage: Eukaryota; Metazoa; Chordata; Actinopteri; Cypriniformes; Cyprinidae. Bases 66 to 1532 code for a protein of 488 amino acids. The transcript has 9 exons. Gene Ontology annotation, molecular function: structural molecule activity. The record is from RefSeq and is a predicted model, not a curated record.
UAGUUUAGGUGUUUAUUUUCCACAUCAAAGGACAUCCUAACUUGCACAGAUCUUCUCGCUCAGCCAUGUCGGUCCAUUGCAGCAGUAAGACGUUCACCACUCGGAGUGUGUUUGGCUCAUCUUCCUCUGGUGCACUGGUCAUGAACAGGGCCUCUUUGUCUUUUGGUGGACAAAACCAUGGCAGCGCUGGGGGCUUUGGUGGCCGCAUCACCAGAUCUUUGUCCACUUCAUCCUUGACGACGGCUGGUUAUGAGAUCGCGUUGCCUGGCAAUGAGAAGCAGACAAUGCAGAACCUCAAUGACCGCCUGGCAUCUUACCUGGAGCGGGUGCACACUUUAGAGCAGUCCAACAUGAAACUUGAGCUGCAAAUUAAUGAGUUUUACAACAACAAGAGGCCGAUGCUGAGCAAAGACAUGGGUGCCUAUUUCAAAACCAUUUCAGAGCUCCGCACACAGAUGAACAGUUGUUUUGUGGAGAACGCUGGGCUACGUCUGAAGCUGGACAACACCAAGUUCGCAGCUGAAGAUUUUCAGUUGAAGUAUGAGACGGAAAUGAAUCUGCAUAUGGUCGUGGAAGCGGAUUCGGCUCGACUGGGGGGGGCUCUGGGAGAGAUCAAACUCUACAUCGGAGAUCUAGAGACCCAGCUUACUGGACUGAAAGAGGAGCUGCUGUACAUCAAGAAGAACCAUGAAGAGGAUCUGCAUUUGUUGCGGCAGCAGCAAAGCAGCUCUGUUAAUGUGGAGAUGGACUGUACCACUCAGUCAGACCUUGACAAGGAGCUGCAGGAGAUGAGAGCGCAGUAUGAGAUGCUUAUUGAGAAAAACCGCAGAGAGGCUGAAAUUUGGUUCCAGAGCAAGGCUGAGGAUCUGCAAACUCAGGUGACAACCAGCUCUACUGAAAUCAAGACAUCUCAGAGUGAGUUCGAUGAUCAGAAGAGAACUUUCCAGAGCCUGGAGAUAGAACUACAGGGGGUUCUCACAAUGAAACAAAAUAUGGAGCAGAGUUUGGCUGAUGUAGGCAUGCGUUAUGCGGUCCAGCUGAGUCAGCUGCAGUUGCGCAUAGACCACCAACAGGACGAGCUACAGAAACUCAAUGCCAACAUCCAACAACAGGCUUCAGAGUACCAGAUCCUGCUGGACAUCAAGAUGAGGCUGGAGAUGGAGAUCGCUGAGUACAGGAGGCUGCUGGAGGGAGAAGCUCACACGACCUUCAUAAGCACAUCUGCAUCUUCCAUGGCUAAAACUUCCGUGACAGAGACAGAGACAGAGACAGAGACAGAGACAAAGACAAAGACAAAGACAGAGACAGAGACAGAGACAAAGACAAAGACAAAGACAGAGACAGAGACAGAGACAAAGACAAAGACAGAGACAGAGACAGAGACAGAAACGGUGACCAAAAUGGUGGAGAUCAAGGAAGAGGAAGAGCAUAACCCUCACCUCCAGCGCCGAGUGAAGGUCAUUGUGGAGGAGCUUGUGGAUGGCAAAGUCAUAUCUUCUUCUGUUGAGGAGAGAGUCCAAGAUAUUAGCUGAGAAGAUCAAAAACAAUCUUACAUAAACAGGAAAACAAAGCCAAAUUAGGCAAUUUAGACAGGACAUGGAUGGGAAAAAGAGGACUUAUUGUCACUCUAUAUUAAAUACAGUAUCAAUCUUAAUUCUGUGGCAAUAAAUUGGGAUUGUUGGAAUUGGUGUUUUUUUCUUCUUUUUUUUCUUGCUCUAAGAAUAAAAUGUAGC